GCCUACAAUAGUCGACUCGGGACCGAACCCUCGACCAACAGUGCACUGUCACGCGGCCGGGCGUCUCGAUGCUGGCCUCCGCGCUCGCCGUCGAGCUCAUGGUGUCUGUACUGCAGCACCCGAUGCGUGGCGAAGCGCCGGCACUGAUAGUGAGCGGGAGGGGCGACGAGUAUACCGACGCCGUGGACGAGGACACAGAGACGGCGUUAGGUCUUGUGCCGCAUCAGAUCCGGGGCUUUCUGUCCCGUUUCCAGCAGUUGAUGAUCACAAGUGAACGGUUCACCCAAUGCAGCGCCUGUUCCCGAGCCAUCAUCAACGCCUACGACGACAAUGGGUUCGAGUUUCUAUUGCAGGCGUUCAACGAUAGCCAAUACGUCGAGCGGUUGACCGGUUUGACUGAAUUACAUAAUGAGACACAAUUGCACGACAUAUGGGUUCUCAGCGACGACUCCGAUGACGGCGGCGACGGUGGCGAGCAGUGACCGCCGUCACCCGUACCGCACCAUUGGGCUCGUUGUGGCCCUGUCUGUGACCACCCAAUGGUGGCCAUCUAUAGGCCGCACAACCACUCUCACGGAACCGCUAAUUAUGUAAUUAAUUAUUAAUUAUAUGUCAAGUAAUCCAUAGGAAUGUAAUUAAAAUACACG
Messenger RNA from Medioppia subpectinata, 647 nucleotides. Lineage: Eukaryota; Metazoa; Arthropoda; Arachnida; Sarcoptiformes; Oppiidae. The record is from the annotation of a GenBank genome assembly.